UCGUGCGUCGUCACUGGCAUAAACACUAUCGUUAGACCUCUUCUUAAUUUUCUUGAUUUGUUUCGGGAAUUUUUUCCAGACAGACGAGAGUUUAUUAACAUCUCCAGUGGAUGUCUGACUGGUUUCUUUAGUUACACUAUGUGGCUUCUUCUCGCUGGGAUCGUGCUGCUGGUGUGUGCUGCAGAUGCCACACCAUUUGGUGGCAGAACAGUUCCUGAUUUUGGAAAGAUGUAUCAUGUUAAAGGUUUGCUUUCUUUGCCUUAUGCUGAGAUAAAGGAGCCAUUUGAAGCUUGGUACGACCUCAAGGGGAAAAGAAGUCGAAUCGACUAUUAUCAUGGUACAGUGUGCACUUUUUUUAUUGGAAAUGACUUGGACUAUGGUGCCAUUUACAAGAUCACACCAGUCACCACUGAGACUGAAUUCAAUACUUUGAAGUGUUUCCAGCUUAAUGGUACCAAGGAGGGUCCAAUACUUCCACAGACGGCACUGCCUGAUCUGCAGGGCUUUGAAUUUGAAAAGAUGGAGUAUUACGCAGGCAAUCUGUGUGAGGUCUGGGAAAACGUCACACAGGUUGGCCAUAAGAAGAACACGUAUCGUCUGUGGGUCACACGUCCAGAGGGAAAUGAUUCCCCAGCCACCCCACACCACUAUGAGAUGGUGGGCUUCAACACUCUUUUGGGGUCCCACUAUGAUAAAUACCUUAUCGACUACAGUGACUUAAGCCCUCGAAUUGAUUCAGACAUUUUCAAACUACCUGGAGGAAUGACCUGUGGUGACUUUCCUGGUCCUGGACUGGAGCGUCAUUUAUUGGCCAACCCCAUCCAAGACCUUGUCCACACCUCCCCAGUUGGUCAUGCCCACCGUAUGUUUGGCCACUUUAAGGAGAAAUAUGAGCAUCAGUAUGAAAAUGAAAAGGAGCAUGAGGAGCGUGAGCAUAACUUUGUACAUAAUAUUCGGUAUGUGCACUCUAUGAAUAGAGCUGGUCUUUCAUUCGCCCUCUCUGUCAAUCACCUGGCUGAUCGGUCACAGGAAGAGCUGACCAUGAUGAGAGGAUGUAAAAGGACUCAUGUUCACAGAAACGCUCAGCCUUUUCCCUCUGAAAUCCGCUCUAUAGCCGCCCCUGAUUCAAUAGACUGGAGGCUGUAUGGUGCUGUGACACCAGUGAAAGACCAGGCUGUGUGUGGAUCCUGCUGGAGCUUUGCCACCACUGGAACACUAGAGGGAGCACUUUUCCUGAAGACGGGACAGCUGACGUCAUUGUCCCAGCAGAUGCUGGUAGACUGCACAUGGGGAUUUGGGAACAAUGGUUGUGAUGGAGGAGAGGAAUGGAGAGCUUUUGAGUGGAUCAUGAAACAUGGUGGCAUUUCUACCACCGAGAGCUAUGGAGGAUAUAUGGGCAUGAAUGGUUUGUGUCAUUACAAUAAGUCCUCCAUGGUGGCAAAAUUGAGCAGUUACACUAAUGUGACCAGUGGUGAUAUUGUGGCACUGAAGGCUGCUAUCUUUAAAUUCGGCCCUGUAGCAGUCAGCAUUGACGCUGCUCAUCGUUCCUUCGCCUUCUACAGCAAUGGAGUCUACUACGAACCAGCAUGCAAAAACGUGACUGAUGACUUGGAUCAUGCUGUGCUAGCAGUUGGUUAUGGGAUGAUGGAUAAUGAGCCCUAUUGGCUAGUGAAGAACUCCUGGUCCACUUACUGGGGCAAUGAUGGUUAUAUUCUGAUGUCCAUGAAAGACAACAACUGUGGUGUGGCCACUGAUGCUACUUGCGUGACAUUAGCCUAAUAUACUUACAUUUUUCAAAUAAAUCACACAAGGCAAUAGAAGAAUUGUUUUCAACAAUUUUAUUGCAGAUGCUGGACAACUGAUCACAGUUUUAUUGUGCAUCAGUUGGAAUGUCAAUAAAUGGAAAGUCUUAAUAACAAAAUGCUUGUUCAUUGUAAAAUCACGUCAAGACUUGCAUUCCAUCAUGCAGCAAAAGUAACACACACACUCAUACUUGUUCACAGGCAAUGGUCAGU
Molecule: messenger RNA, 2015 nt
Organism: Sinocyclocheilus grahami
Lineage: Eukaryota; Metazoa; Chordata; Actinopteri; Cypriniformes; Cyprinidae
Product: digestive cysteine proteinase 2-like
Exons: 11
Coding region: 139-1779 (546 amino acids)
Biological process (GO): proteolysis
Molecular function (GO): cysteine-type peptidase activity
Source: RefSeq, a predicted model, not a curated record